Messenger RNA from Aspergillus nomiae NRRL 13137, 884 nucleotides. RefSeq names its product cytochrome c oxidase assembly factor 1 family protein. NCBI's taxonomy places the organism in Eukaryota, Fungi, Ascomycota, Eurotiomycetes, Eurotiales, Aspergillaceae. Gene Ontology annotation, cellular component: mitochondrial inner membrane. The transcript has 2 exons. The record is from RefSeq and is a predicted model, not a curated record. Bases 1 to 555 code for a protein of 184 amino acids. Gene Ontology annotation, biological process: mitochondrial respiratory chain complex IV assembly.
AUGGCUCUGCAUUUUGCGCAACGGCGCAUUGGCGUUGUGCGAGUCGCGUUCUCUCCUGGCCGGACUUUUCUUCGUCGCAAUCUCAUUCCCGCCCCGCACGCCAACUCAGGCCCUUUGAUGGAACGACGGGCAGACCGCGAACUGCCUUCUGUGAAUAAGGACCGACGGUGGAUGCGGACCUUGCCAAUAUUUGCUAUCGCUGUCGGAGCUGCGAUGCUAGGGAUUUUCAACUAUCAGAAGUCGUCUUCAAGCGUGGUCAGCAGUACCCUCUAUGCUCUCCGCACCUCUCCGCGUGCUCGCGAAAUCCUGGGCGAUGAGAUUUACUUUGCUCAAAAGAUACCAUGGAUCAGUGGGGAAAUGAAUCAGCUACAUGGACGUAUCGACAUAUCCUUCAGGGUUAAAGGAACAAAGUCGCAGGGUAUAAUGAGGUUCCGCAGCAUUAGGCCAGACCGAAUGAGCUAUUUUCGGACUGAGGAAUGGAGUCUGGAGACGGAGGAUGGCACGGUCGUUCCGCUCCUUGACAGCGCCAGUGACCCGUUUCGUCAACACGACUAAUUACCGUCAAGUUUCCCUGGAAGCUGCAUCCCUACUUAUGCAUGGCAUCGUGCAGCACUUUCAUCCUUGUACAUCUUGAAGCUUUCCGUGCACUAACCUAGGCAUGUAAGCGUCGGGGCUAUGGCACUUUUUGGCUCCUUCACUCCAUUUUGGUACGGAGCAACGGUACUUCAGAGUACAUAAAGGCCGCAGAGACAGAACUGAGGGAAAUUCCACCAAUGGAAAAGAAAUGGGAGGAGAGAGAACGAUAAAAGGAUAUCAUUUAUGUAUCAUAUACAGACGCCGCUUUGUAAACAAUAUAUUGUAAUAGUACAUUCUCAGAAGCAAAA